Molecule: messenger RNA, 2427 nt
Organism: Lotus japonicus
Lineage: Eukaryota; Viridiplantae; Streptophyta; Magnoliopsida; Fabales; Fabaceae
Product: plastidic ATP/ADP-transporter
Exons: 5
Coding region: 254-2137 (627 amino acids)
Biological process (GO): nucleotide transport
Cellular component (GO): membrane
Molecular function (GO): ATP:ADP antiporter activity
Source: RefSeq, a predicted model, not a curated record
UUAUUAAUUCUAAGUCCCACUUUUUGUUUUUUUGUUUCACAUUAAAGAAUAGUGCUUAUAUUUUAUACUGUCUUGUCUUCUUCAACCUCAACCCUUUUGAUUUUGCUUCUCUGAAGUGACUGAUAUUUGAUUGUGCAAUUGUGCUUUGUUCUUCCACCAAUCUCCAAUCACCUUAUCACUCUGUCACCUGCCUCUGUUGUUUCUGUCUCUCCCUCUUUAUUGUUUGGUUAGAAUCAAAGAGGGAGGGACAUACAUGGAAGCUGUUGUCCAAACCAGAGGUCUUCUCUCUCUCCCCACAAACCCCAGAAACAGGGUUUUGAAUUUGAACCCAUCACAUGGCUUAAAGCAUAGAUUUUUCUCACUAAAACCCCAAACCCUUGGUGGGUUUUCUCUAACCACCAAUGGAUUCCCCAAACUCCAUAGCAUGGCAUCAAAAGCCAACACCUUUGGCCAAAAGGACAAGACUUUGUUCAUGUGCAGGGCUGAAGCUGCUGCUGCUGCUUCUGAUGGGCAACUUGGGGAAAUUGAGGUUGAGAAACCAAAGGUUUUGGGUAUUGAGAUUGACACACUCAAGAAGAUUAUACCUUUGGGGAUGAUGUUUUUUUGUAUUCUCUUUAACUAUACAAUUCUCAGAGACACCAAGGAUGUUCUGGUUGUGACAGCUAAAGGAAGCAGUGCUGAGAUUAUACCAUUUCUCAAAACAUGGGUGAAUCUUCCUAUGGCUGUUGGGUUUAUGCUGUGGUACACCAAGUUGUCUAAUGUUUUGUCCAAGCAAGCUUUGUUUUACUCUGUGAUUGUUCCUUUCAUUGCUUUCUUUGGGGCUUUUGGGUUUGUUUUGUAUCCUCUUAGCAACUAUAUCCACCCUGAGGCAUUUGCAGACAAGCUUCUCGGCAUCCUUGGACCUCGGUUUCUUGGUCCGCUGGCAAUUAUGAGAAUAUGGAGCUUCUGUUUGUUCUAUGUCAUGGCUGAAUUGUGGGGGAGUGUGGUCAUCUCUGUGCUGUUCUGGGGGUUUGCUAAUCAGAUAACCACUGUUGAUGAAGCAAAACGGUUCUACCCACUGUUUGGACUUGGGGCCAAUGUAGCCCUUAUAUUCUCUGGUCGAACAGUGAAAUACUUUUCUAAUAUGAGGAUGAAUUUAGGUCCUGGAGUUGAUGGUUGGGCCCUCUCUCUAAAAGCAAUGAUGAGCAUAGUUGUCGGUAUGGGGCUAGCAAUCUGUUUCCUGUACUGGUGGGUGAAUAACUAUGUUCCUCUUCCUACUCGUAGCAAGAAGAAGAAGGAGAAGCCCAAAAUGGGAACCAUGGAGAGCUUGAAGUUCUUGGUGUCUUCAAGGUACAUAAGAGAUCUUGCUACUUUAGUGGUUGCUUAUGGAAUUAGCAUCAAUCUUGUUGAGGUUACAUGGAAGUCUAAGCUCAAGGCUCAGUUUCCUAGCCCUAAUGAGUACUCAUCUUUUAUGGGCGACUUCUCGACUGCAACUGGAAUUGCGACAUUUACAAUGAUGCUUCUGAGCCAAUAUAUAUUUGACAAAUAUGGGUGGGGAGUUGCUGCCAAGAUUACGCCAACGGUCCUGCUUCUGACAGGAGUUGGUUUCUUCUCUCUUAUAUUGUUUGGAGGCCCACUUGCACCUGGUCUCGCAAGUAUUGGAAUGACUCCUCUACUAGCAGCCGUAUAUGUGGGUGCUUUGCAGAACAUAUUUAGCAAGAGUGCUAAGUACAGCUUAUUUGAUCCUUGCAAAGAAAUGGCAUACAUACCCUUGGAUGAGGAUACCAAGGUUAAGGGGAAGGCAGCCAUUGAUGUCGUGUGCAACCCAUUAGGAAAGUCUGGAGGUGCCCUUAUUCAGCAAUUUAUGAUCUUAACUUUCGGUUCACUCGCUAAUUCAACCCCAUACCUGGGCGGUGUGCUUCUGGUGAUUGUCCUUGCCUGGCUGGCAGCGGCGAAGUCCUUGGAUACCCAGUUUACCGCAUUGCGACAGGAAGAAGAACUCGAGAAAGAGAUGGAAAAAGCAGCUGCUGUUAAAAUUCCAGUAGUGUCCGAGAACGAGGGUGGAAAUGGUUCUCUUGCAAGCAGUUCACCCUUAAAUCCAUCAUCAGGUGACUCCUCAAGUAGUCCAUCAGAAGCCUCAUCUCCUCGCAAUACUUAGAAGAAGCAUGCUUCUUUCUGUGAACAAUGUCCUGACAGAGAGAAUAAACAGCAACUGUUGAGAGCAGUGUUAGGUGAAACUAUUUGAUUUAGGUUAUUGCUAAAGCUGAUAGAAUAAGUAUGAUACUUGCUUUUCUCAAGUCCCAUAAUUUUUUGGCCCCCAUAGAUAAGAUGAGUUCAUUUACUUCUUUAUACUAGCAAGGUUUACUGAUUUGGUGAACCACAUUUGUACUUGUUUGUAAUCUGUAUUUCUACUUCUCUUGAAUGGGUUGAUCAGAACUUUCGGGUCGA